AUGGAUCCUAAUGUCAAGCUCAUAUCAAAGUCUAGCAAGUUGCUAAAGGACUCAGGCAUGUAUCAGCGUCUUGUUGGACAUCUAUUUUAUUUGACCAACACUAGACAUGACUUGACGUCUGCAGUCAGUGUUGUUAGUCAAUUUAUGCAUGCACCUCGUACAGAAUAUCUUAAUGUGGUUCCUCACAUUUUGAGAUAUUUGAAGACUUCUCCUAACUUGGGAUUAUUCUUUACAGCUACUCAUCAAUCUAAGCUCUCUUGUUUCACUGAUGCUAACCAUGCAGGAUCUAGAACUGAUCGACGUUCUACUUUUGGCUUCUGCACUUUCUAUGGUGAUCAUCUUGUAUCAUGGAAGAGUAAGAAGUAA
Camellia sinensis is the source of this 366-nucleotide messenger RNA. The record is from RefSeq and is a predicted model, not a curated record. Lineage: Eukaryota; Viridiplantae; Streptophyta; Magnoliopsida; Ericales; Theaceae.